AUCAUCCGGUUGAGCCGUGGGUGGAUAAACGUCCCUGUUUACCUUCCCCUCCGUUGAGAUUAUCGUCGUGCCAACUUGCUGAGUGGCUAAAUGGACUACCAUUAUCCGCUGCUUUGGGGGUAACGUCUCCCGUUCGUCCCUCAGCGUGUAUGUGUGAAAGAAAAACGACCCGGAGACUGGGGAUAUCCCCGAUUGUUUGAAGCCCAAACGUCGUUGUCCAAGGCUAAGCUAACAGCAGCGCAGCGUUUCGGGUGGGGGUUGAAAUUUUUUUCUUUUUUUUUUUCUUUACUCGGCCCCUCGAAAGAAAAUAUAUUGUCGGGAGUAUGUUGUAAAACGAUGACAAGCGCAAGAGACGGAGCUAAUGGAGGAGAGCUUCUUGGAGGUGAAGAAAUGCCAGUGGAUGGGUAUCGGUUAAACGAACGUUAAAGAGCUGUUAAGUGUGUCAGCUAAGCGGAGCUAGUUGGUUAGCUUAAUUUAUCAAGGAAGUUGACUAGCCACCUUGCUAACUCGGUCACAAAUGUAUUACUGGACCAAGGGUCGCCUCAAACGUCUGGGAUAUUUAUAGAGCUCAAGAUCCGCAUCUCAUGCUAGCGAACCAUUUCUUUCAGAAAAGUGAAGGCGUAAAGAUUUAACGUGGAAAUUCAAACAACGCCAGUCUUCAUUAGUUGGUUUAUUGCUAGCUAGAAACUCGGGGCUAGUUGUAAACAAAGGGUCCCGAGCUCCCCGGGUCCACGUCGGGUUAUCUUUCAUCGCUUGUUUGACGGGUAUUUCUACUUUUUAUUUAAACUAACGUUCCAAAAUGGAUUUAAAAACGGCUGUUUUUAACGCAGCCAGGGACGGGAAGCUCCGUCUGCUCCAGAAACUGUUAGAGAACAAAGAUGGACACGAGGUGACCAAGCUGAUGGGAGAGAAGACGAACGGGGCCACCCCGCUCCUCAUGGCCUCCCGGUACGGACACCUGGACCUAGUGGAGUAUCUGCUGGAGUGCUGCAGUGCUCCAGUGGAGGUCGGUGGGUCUGUGAACUUUGAUGGGGAGACCAUUGAGGGAGCCCCCCCUCUCUGGGCAGCCUCAGCAGCGGGUCACCUUAAGGUGGUCCAGUCCCUUCUGGGUCACGGAGCCUCUGUUAACAGCACCACCUUGACCAACUCGACGCCUCUUAGGGCAGCCUGCUUUGACGGACACCUAGACAUUGUGAAAUACCUGGUGGAGCACAAAGCUGACCUGGAGGUGGCCAACAGACACGGUCACACGUGUCUCAUGAUCUCCUGCUACAAAGGACACAAAGACAUAGCACAGUACCUGCUGGAGAAAGGAGCAGAUGUCAACAGAAAAAGUGUCAAAGGCAACACUGCUCUUCAUGACUGUGCAGAGUCGGGCAGUCUGGAGAUUAUGAGGAUGCUACUGCAAUUUGGAGCAACUAUGGAGCAGGACGGCUAUGGCAUGACACCCCUGCUCUCUGCGAGCGUCACAGGACACACUAACAUCGUAGAUGAACUGACAACCCAUCAUCAGACAAGCCACAUGGAACGAAUUGAUGCUCUGGAGCUCUUGGGAGCGACGUUUGUCGAUAAGAAGAGAGAUCUGCUUGGAGCUUUGAAAUACUGGAAGAGAGCCAUGGACCUCAGGUACAUCGACAGCAACAACAUCGUCCAUAAACCAGAACCCAAGCAGCUGAUCAUGGCAUACGACUAUGCCAGGGAGGUAACAAACAGUGAGGAGUUAGACGGGCUGAUAUCCGACCCGGACGAGAUGCGUAUGCAGGCACUCCUUAUCCGUGAGAGAAUCCUGGGCCCCCAGCACCCAGACACGUCUUACUACAUCCGUUACCGAGGUGCUGUCUAUGCUGACUCUGGGAAUUUUGAGCGCUGUAUCAACCUGUGGAAGUAUGCGCUAGACAUGCAGCAGAGUAACUUGGACCCCCUGAGCCCCAUGACUGCCUCCAGCCUGCUGUCGUUCGCUGAGCUCUUCUCCUUCAUGCUGCAGGACAGGGCCAAGGGGCUGCUGGGGACAUCGGUGUCAUUUGAGGACUUGAUGGGAAUCCUUUCCAAGAGUGUGUUGGAGAUUGAGCGGGCAGUUAAACAAAACGGACCCAUGCCUCCUGACCCUGCGCAGCUUAGCAAGGCCCUGUCAAUCAUCCUGCACCUUAUUUGUCUUUUAGAGAAGGUGCCAUGUACUGCAGAACAGGAUCAUUUCAAGAAGGAAACUAUCUAUAGAUUUUUGAAGCUCCAGCCAUGUGGUAAGAACGGCUACAGCCCGCUUCACCUGGCUGUUGACCGCAACACUACCUGUGUGGGUCGCUAUCCAGUCUGCAAGUUCCCUUCCCUCACAGUCGCCUCCAUCCUUCUCGAGUGUGGGGCGGAUGUGAACAGCCGGGAUGAAGAUGACAACAGUCCUCUUCACAUAGCUGCAUCCAACGGUCACCCUGACAUCAUGAACCUGCUGAUUUCAUGCGGGACUCACUUUGACAGCACUAACGCCUUCCAACAAACAGCCUGCGACCUCCUGGAUGAGAAGGAGCUGUCCAGGAACAUCAUCCAGCCCAUCAACCACACCACGCUGCAGUGCCUAGCCGCCAGGGCCAUCAUCAAGCACAGCCUCGACUACCGGGGAAACAUCCCAGAGAAACUGGAGGCCUUUGUAUUGCUCCACAGAUAAUGAUCGGAUGGAUAGAAAGAGGAAGGGCGGGGGUGUGAUUACAUGGAGUGGAUUGAGGAGUGCUAGAGUUUAACACCUGACCCACGAGGUGUUGGAGGAGCUGAAAGACAAUUUUGUGGGUUAGUUUUGCAUAUUCAAACCAUUUGGAGAUUACAAUUCAAACAAAAUGCCCUCAUUCAAUGAAAAUAAACUGAAAUCGAUUGAAGUUAAAGAAGGAGCAAGUUUACACUUUGUUCCUCUGUUUUUUCUCUCCUGGAGCCACAGCUCUGACUGUUCACAGCCGAUCUGUGGGAGAUGUAUCAGGAGAGAAUUGCAACAUGGACAAACACAGUUGUAUCUCUGGAUGAACUGAGCGAGAGGUUUACAUAAUUUUGCUUUAUAAAAAAUAGAUUUUUUUUUUUUGCAUAUUCCACUAUGCUAUUUAUUGAUUGAAACUUGAGAGAUUUUUCUCCAUGCUGGCUCCAACCCGGCCUCAACUUUGCCUGCUUCUGUCUUCUGAAAGCAAGGACUGAGGUGUUUCUACAUAUGCUGGGACUUCAGGUUGUUUUUUUCUUUUUCCCAUCACUGUUGCCAACAGUCAUGGACCCUUACUCGGUUCUCAUUAGGUUACUCCUGUGUUUUUGUUUUUUUUUGUUAUUUUUUUCCUUUUCAAUACUUUUAGUUACGCUCAUGCAAAUCCGGAUCUGCCAAGUGGUGUGGAGCCUCGACUCAUUUUGUUAUCAAAGCUUUACGAGAAGGGUUUAAUGUCUGCGAACACCAUAAGUGCUUUAUUCUUCCUAUGCACAGGCUAGGCUGUUGGAAAGAGAGACUGUUGUAUUCUAUGCCGGCACUCGUCUGUGCAAUAUCUCUCAUGAGUUUUUUGUGUUUACCUCAUUGCUGCCGUUUCCUCUGUACCCUUUUCCUUCUCACAAGGAAGACAAAGAGGAUGCAAAACCAUUGUACUGAUUGAUGUAAGACGAGUGCAUGAAUUGGAGCGACUGUGUAUGUUUGUAUUUGUCUGAGUGAAUGUGUUUCAUGGAUGCAUUUUUGUUUGUUUUUUGGAGCUUACACAGCUGAUUGAGGACAAGAGUUUGGUUGAAGUGGCACUCAUGGAGAUUCCAUAAUGCACAUGACUGCCACAAGAAACCACAACAGCCAAACAAACUGUCUACAGCAGCCUGAGAGUGUGCUGGCUUGUACACAGAAGUGACCUCUUAACAUUCAUACAAGGCCGACCUUUAAACUUCAUCUUUAAGUAAUCAUGAUCAAAAAGAAAAAUCUGGGUAGGCUACCAUCGUCGGCCCACUGUGCAUGUGCAGCAGCAGCAUAUCAAGCAACUAAUCACUGCAGAAAACCUUUCAUUUGAUCAUUUUGUGCAACUGUCGUCCAUUUCUAUGAGAAGUGAAGACAGAUGAGUGGGAGGAUGCCUCAACAUCGACAAUAGUACAGCUUUGUGAAUUUGUUUGCACAUUAGCUUUAGAUGUGUGGGUUGAAAAAAGGGCUUUUCAUAAUUUGUAGGAUUUCAUAUUGCAGUUUAUCAAAUCUGACAGUUCAAAACCAGACAUAGAAAAUGUAUGAGGACUCCCAGGGCAACUUGAUUUGAAUCUGCACUUUACUACAGCGGAGUUUAAGAUUUGAUAUGGCAUUAAUUAAUUUCAUGUCUUAAUAACCAGUUUGACAAUAAACCCAUGUUGCACUUG
Molecule: messenger RNA, 4335 nt
Organism: Cheilinus undulatus (humphead wrasse)
Lineage: Eukaryota; Metazoa; Chordata; Actinopteri; Labriformes; Labridae
Gene: fem1c
Product: fem-1 homolog c
Exons: 6
Coding region: 800-2656 (618 amino acids)
Molecular function (GO): protein binding
Source: RefSeq, a predicted model, not a curated record